Molecule: messenger RNA, 1839 nt
Organism: Indicator indicator
Lineage: Eukaryota; Metazoa; Chordata; Aves; Piciformes; Indicatoridae
Gene: BCO2
Product: beta-carotene oxygenase 2
Exons: 13
Coding region: 1-1839 (612 amino acids)
Biological process (GO): carotene catabolic process; retinal metabolic process
Cellular component (GO): mitochondrion
Molecular function (GO): carotenoid dioxygenase activity; beta-carotene 15,15'-dioxygenase activity
Source: RefSeq, a predicted model, not a curated record
AUGCCUUCCCAGCAGAAUAUGUUUUCCAAAAUGCUUUUGUCUGCCGUCAGCCUCCUGCUUGCUAAUUUGCAGCAUCUCCUCUGCUCUCUGAUGCAAUUCAUUCCAGUGAGGAAGUGGGCAGCUGAGCCCCUAACAAUGGGAAAUCAACAAGCUAGAUGGAACACGGAGUCAACUACCAGGACUUCCCAGCAGACACAAGGUUUAAAGCAUCUCCUGGCCAGCCCAUCAAAAGAGCAAAUCACCUUCCACAGCUCCAGGGGCUUGCAAUGCAUCUCACCCUUAAUUCAGACAGUAGAGGAGACCCCUCAGCCCAUCUCAGCUAAGAUCAAAGGACAUAUUCCCAAAUGGAUUAAUGGCAAUCUUCUGAGGAAUGGCCCUGGGAAGUUUGAAUUUGGUGAGGAGAAAUUUAACCAUUGGUUUGAUGGCAUGGCCCUGUUGCAUCAAUUCCAGUUGGAGAAGGGUGCAGUGACAUACCGGAGCAAGUUCCUGCAGAGCAAUUCCUACCUGACUAACAGCCAGCACAACCGCAUCGUGGUCUCAGAGUUUGGGACUCUGGCAAUGCCAGACCCAUGCAAGAGUCUCUUUGGGCGCUUCCUCUCACGCUUUGAGAUGCCAUACCCAAGUGACAACGCCAGCGUGAACUACGUUGUGUACAAAGGAGAUUAUUAUGUCACCAGUGAGAACCUCUACAUGUACAAAGUGGACCCAGAAACACUGGAAACGAAGGAAAAGGUGGACUGGAGCAAAUUUGUUGCAGUGAAUGGGGCCACUGCUCACCCUCACUAUGAGUCUGAUGGCACAACAUACAACAUGGGCAACUCCUAUGGGAAGCAUGGGUCUAGGUACAACAUCAUUCAGAUCCCUCCACAGAAGUCAAGCUGUAGUGACACCUUAGAGGGAGCAAAAGUGCUGUGCUCCAUUGCUCCAAUGGACAAGAUGAGACCCUCCUACUAUCACAGCUUUGGAAUGAGUGAAAACUACAUCAUUUUCAUUGAGCAACCCAUCAAGCUGAAUCUCUUGCAGAUUAUCACUUCCAAGCUCUGUGGGAAAACCAUUGUGGAUGGGAUAAGCUGGGAGCCUCAGUACAAUACUUACUUCCAUGUGGUGAAUAAGCACACUGGGGAGGUGCUGCCAGGCCAGUGGUGCAGCAAGCCCUUUGCUACUUUCCAUCAAAUCAAUGCCUUUGAAGAUGGUGGCUGCGUGGUCCUUGAUCUGUGCUGCCAAGAUGAUGGAACAAGUCUGGCUACUUACAAACUGCAGAAUCUGAGGAAGAGUGGGGAAGGCCUAGAUCAGGUUUAUGAGUCCAUAGCCCGAGCUUUCCCUCGUCGCUUUGUCCUCCCACUGAAUGUGAAUUCAGAGACACCUGUGGGGAAGAAUCUGAACCCCCUGCCCUACACCUUGGCAAGGGCUGUGAAAGAUGCAGAUGGCAAGGUCUGGUGCACACAUGAAAAUCUCCACCCUGAAGGCUUUGAAAAGGUGGGGGGCUUGGAGUUCCCCCAGAUCAACUACUCUGGGUACAAUGGCAGGAGGUAUCGCUACUUCUACGGCUGUGGCUUUGGGCAUCUGGUUGGGAAUUCCUUGAUCAAGGUUGAUGUGGAGACCAAGAAUUUCAAGAUUUGGCAGGAGGAUGGAUCCUACCCAUCAGAGCCUGUGUUUGUGCCAGUGCCUAACGCUACAGCAGAAGACAGUGGAGUCAUCUUGUCUGUAGUGGUCUCCCCCACUGAGAACCAAAGUGCUUUCCUGCUUGUCUUGGAUGCAGAGACCUUCCGAGAGCUGGGGCGAGCAGAAGUUCCCAGGCAAAUGCCUUAUGGAUUUCAUGGCAUCUUUACUUCCCACUGA